AUGAAAAAUCCUUUGCCCGUCAAACAGGCAAUUGCUGCCAUACCCCGGAUACAGGAGUAUCUCGGCUUGUCACGCCCGAUUGAGCGCGUCAAGACUUACGACCUCGCGCCGUCAAACCGCGAGAUUGUUGAGGAGCUUGUGCGUCAAUCCAGCAAGACAGAUGGCACGAGCAUAGUCCAGAUCAAGGAGAUGGUGAUUGGUAUCGGCAACAAGGAGCUUCCCUUUGUGGACAUGGAAUGGCUCCGAAGCAUUGCGGAUGACUUCAAAGGCUCUUUGCACAUUGCGGUUGGCAACGAGCCGGAUCGAAGCGGUGUUCACUCGGAUCGAGUCAUUGAAGUGAUCAAGGCGAUUCGAGCAGAGAUUCCGGAAGCGCAUGUGACCGUUCCCUUCGCAUAUUCGAUUAUGCACAGGAGCCACCCUGUGAAGAAGUCCAAACUGGAGGCCGAGUUCAUCGAAAAGUACAAGGAUGUCCUCCCCAUACUGGACUACUUCACCAUCAACAUUUAUCCCUUUUUGAGCUGUGGUGUUCGCGGCGUGGCGAUGGAGAACCUCACUGGCCCAGACAUGAACUUCUUGAACGACCAGAUCUCUGCCCUGCGCAUUGCCCUGGAUCGCGACUUCCCCCACAACAAAUUGCCUCUUGCCAUUGGUGAAACAGGAUGGCCGACAUGUGGGGCUGCCCGUGCUUUUCCAUAUUCUUUCGCUACUCUCGACUACGCGAACCGCUUUCUUAAGAAUGUCGCGCGUUGGAUGGAGUCUAGCCUUUCCGACGGACGCAUUAUCUCGGGGCAGUUGUUCACUGCUUUCGAUGAAGAGACGAAAGGAACACGACCCAGUGAGAGGUAUUACGGAAUCUUGACAUCGAAAGGCGAAGUCAAGACUGACUUUUCGUGCUCCAGCAAUGCCACGGAGCCAUCACAAGCGUGGUUGGAGGAACUCUAUCCAGAUUGCGAAAGCGAUCUGGACUGGAUGGUCAAAAACUUCGACAACCCGUAUUUGCAGGAGAAAUUUGCAAACAGGGACAUGGAUGGUUCGCUGUGCUCGUUUCAGCAGUACCUGUAUGACCGCUGGGCGACUUGUCCACCGGUUGCGAGAAUUCCCGGCGACUUUGUACCGGUAGAAUCGCAUGUUGUGUACGGGAAGAAGGGCGCUCAGACAAAGUGCUGGAGCCAGCGCCUGGCAGACAAGUACUCAGACCGGGGCGCAGUCAGCAAGCCGAACGUGUCCCACCUGAUCCCCGACCAGGCAUCCGGCCGCGGCGGGAGCAAGAAAGGCAAGGCAUCCUCGUCAGAAGCCAUGCCACUGCCGGAUCGCUUCGCAGCGAAAGAUCAGACGCCUGUUGUGCACAAGGAGCCCAGGACUCUACAGAUCUACUGGAUCAACCUGGACUCUUCGCAAGAUCGCCGCGCCGCCAUGGAGAAGAUGUUUGCCAAGCUUGGCGAGACCAAGCCGGCAACAUUGUCUCUUCAGGUGGUCCGCGUGCCUGCAGUGACCACGCAAGACGUCAAGGCGAUGCAGUCGAACAGCACGAUGGCUGUGGAAGCCACGUUGAUCGACGCAUGCUCGGAAGCAUGCCCCGAGCACCACGCCAGGGGUGAGCUGCUGUACACCGAGCUGGCCUGCAGCCUUUCGCACUUGCGCGCAAUCGAGCUGGCUCUGAGCCAAGGUAACCCUUCACUGGCACUCAUCAUGGAGGAUGAUGUCGAGAUAUACCCAGAGUUCGGCAGAGAUCUGGACAAGCUCCUGGAACAGGCACCGGCUGGCUGGUCAGCUUUGCAGAUGUCCACUGUGAACACGAAGGCCAUCCUGCAAUUGGCCAGUGCGGGAACAGCCUUCCAGCCCCGAGAGCCACAUUUCUACGGCACUGGGUCCUACAUGAUCUCUCAGUCCGGAAUGGCGCAGCUUCGGGAUCGAUAUGCAACGCGGCACUUUCAGCGAAAGCCUUGGCUCCCUGGCGCGGGGUCACUUCAGGCAGAAGGAGUUCUCUUUGGCGCGCUUGAUGCAGGCACUGUAUACACCAGUGCGCACUUCUACUUCAACUUGAUGGAGUUCCCAACCACAGUCCACGUGAUGUCCAGUUCUUCCGAUUGGUACGCCGUGUCCAGUGUUGCUUGGCAGACCAAUUUCAUGCAGCGCCAUCGCGGACGAUUGCUCCCGACCGCCCCAGCUUUCGAGACUCCGGAAAGACUUUUGAAGUCCUCUUUCCUUGCCAUGACCACGUUGGUAUGCCGAAACAACACCGGCUUCGACGGAGAGAGCCGCUCAAUUGCUGCGUCUAUUCGUGCCAUGGCGCCCUACAACUUUACCUGGGCAGUUUACGUCAUCAUUGCACAUGCGUCGGAAGAUGGUAACUGCCCGGGUCUGGAGAGCUUCAUGGAACUGCGGCAACCGAAUGUGCGAAUGUUCUACCGGGUAUCGCCUGGCAGAUUCUCGAAGUGGGUGUAUUACACAGAAGACGUGGAGCAGUUUGCAAAUUAUGACUACCUCAUGGUGUUCGAUGCCGACAUGGGAUUGUCGACCUUCCCGUGGGCAGACUACUUCCGGCGCUACGAGAAUUAUGCUUCAAAGUGGGGGUUUGCACCAGUUACUGGCACCGUCCGGAAUCGAUCUCCUUUCUAUCCACUGAAGGCUGAUUGGUGGACGCGCUGCAAUAGAAGCAGGAUUCGGUUCGUUGAGACGGACUUGGUGGAGCAGUGGUUUGCGAUGCUCAGCGGGAAUUUUGCGACUUGGUAUCUUCGCAGAGUCGUGCAGAGUGGAAUCAUCAUGGAGCAGAGAACGCUGGGAGUGGAUUGGGGUGUCGACUCCACCUGGUGUGGAGCGGCGGCUGAGUGGGCCAACCGAGAGGCCGGCUGCCUGCUCAUCCCCAUCGACAUGUACCAUGGCGACACCCGAAGCCUGCACCAGGACGUCGUCUUCCAUCAAAACGGUGAACAUUUGACAAACCUGUGGUGGGAGAGGUUGCCGGCGUGGAUGCGGGUGUCGCAGGUGUGGCUGGGAUCUUUCUUCCAGGAUCACAUGCUUGGAUGCUCUCCAUGUGGCUUGGAGGAGCGCUAUCACAUGCCCAUCGAUUUGCGUUCGGUUGUCCCGGUGGUGCCCAUGAAGCUCCCUGACAACACUAGCCACCACAAUGUGCAAGCGUUGGACUCCGCGUCCGGAUCUGCCUAUGCUACGAAUGGCAGCAAGACCAACAGCUCCAAUGCUUCGACCACCACAGAAGAGGCUGAGGACAGAUCACUGUCACCAGUGAUGCAGCUCACCAGCACUGUUGCAGCCAUGAUCGCUCUUUUGCAGGCGUUGUUGUGA
Symbiodinium natans is the source of this 3303-nucleotide messenger RNA. The record is from the annotation of a GenBank genome assembly. Lineage: Eukaryota; Dinophyceae; Suessiales; Symbiodiniaceae.